Molecule: messenger RNA, 1173 nt
Organism: Drechmeria coniospora
Lineage: Eukaryota; Fungi; Ascomycota; Sordariomycetes; Hypocreales; Ophiocordycipitaceae
Product: Replication factor C subunit 3
Exons: 3
Coding region: 1-1173 (390 amino acids)
Biological process (GO): DNA-templated DNA replication; DNA repair
Cellular component (GO): Rad17 RFC-like complex; Ctf18 RFC-like complex; Elg1 RFC-like complex
Molecular function (GO): DNA binding; DNA clamp loader activity; ATP hydrolysis activity
Source: RefSeq, a predicted model, not a curated record
AUGUCCGACUUUGACGACGAAAUGGACGUCGACGGCCCCGCGCCGUCCAAGGACAUGACCUUUUCCGCCGAGGCCUCCAAAGGCAAACGGAGUGCCGCCAAUCUCCCCGUCGAGGCCGAGGACAGUCUGCCAUGGGUGGAAAAGUAUCGACCGACGACGCUCGACGACGUCUCCGGCCACCAGGACAUUCUCGCGACCAUCAACAAGUUCGUCGACUCGAACCGGCUUCCCCACCUGCUCCUCUACGGACCGCCGGGUACGGGCAAGACGUCGACGAUUCUGGCGCUCGCGCGGCGCAUCUACGGCGCCGCCAACGUCCGGCAGAUGGUGCUGGAGCUCAACGCCUCGGACGACCGCGGCAUCGACGUGGUGCGGGAGCAGAUCAAGACGUUCGCCAGCACCAAGCAGAUCUUCUCCAUGGGUGCUUCGGCAAAGGGGAAUUCGAUGGCCGGCUUCAAGCUCAUCAUCCUGGACGAGGCGGACGCCAUGACCAACACGGCGCAGAUGGCGCUCCGGCGGAUCAUGGAAAAGUACACGGUCAACACGAGAUUCUGCAUCAUCGCCAACUACGCGCACAAGCUGAGCCCCGCGCUGCUGUCCCGCUGCACGCGCUUCCGGUUCAGCCCGCUCAAGGAGGGCGACAUCAGGGUGCUGGUGGAGAAGGUGGUCGAGGAGGAGCACGUCAAGAUCGGCGGCGAGGCCGUCGACGCGCUGCUGAAGCUGAGCAAGGGGGACAUGCGAAGGGCGCUCAACGUGCUGCAGGCGUGCCACGCUUCGAGCACGCCGCUGCGGCCCAAGGGCGCGCCCUCGGUGGCGGAGAGCGAGAUUGUGCGGGAGACGAUCACGACGGAAACCAUCUACAACUGCAUCGCGGCGCCGCCGCCGGAUGCCGUGACGGACAUCAUGACGUGCCUCCUGAACACGUCGGACGUGCAGAGCUGCCUCAACACCGUCAACGCGCUGAAGACGACGCGGGGCCUGGCGCUGGCCGACAUCAUCACCGCGCUCUCCGAGGAGCUCUCGAAGCUCGACGUGCGGCCGGAGGUGAUGAUCUCGUGGCUCGACGGACUGGCGCAGAUCGAGCACCGCGUCUCGGGCGGCGGAAGCGAGGCCAUCCAGACAGGGGCCGUGGUGGGGGUUGUGCGAGGAGGCGUCGAGCUCAUGAGCCGAUAG